Messenger RNA from Ctenopharyngodon idella (grass carp), 10105 nucleotides. It is a transcript of the gene dlgap3, whose product is annotated as discs, large (Drosophila) homolog-associated protein 3. The coding region runs from base 417 to 3602 and encodes 1061 amino acids. The record is from RefSeq and is a predicted model, not a curated record. Gene Ontology annotation, cellular component: postsynaptic specialization; glutamatergic synapse. Gene Ontology annotation, molecular function: molecular adaptor activity. NCBI's taxonomy places the organism in Eukaryota, Metazoa, Chordata, Actinopteri, Cypriniformes, Xenocyprididae. Gene Ontology annotation, biological process: signaling. The transcript is spliced from 12 exons.
CAAGAGCGCAUCUCUCUCUGCCCCUCCUCCCGGUAAGGUGCUGCGGGAGAUCCGCGGACCAAUGGAAACGCGAGGCUGGGACAGAGGGAAUCCUGAGCGCUGCUGUCAGGAUCUCAAACAGCGGCGAGUAAAACGGACCGUCCGCACGCGCAACGAACAAUCUGCCCGGAGGAAUAUUGAAUAUUUUCAGUACGGGAAUGCGAGUCUGACCUGCUAACUUAAACGCAAGAUUGCUGAGUGGAAUCUGUGAGGGUUUGCAAACAACAGAAGUGUGUAGUGUGUGUCCAUUGAAGAGACCGUUUCCCCUCUGCUGAUAAUGAAGCACUAUUUCCACAUGAGGAGGCAUUGACUCCGGCGCAGCCCUGUCGCGCCCACAGCGGCCCCUCUCGGCCCGGGCGGCCCACCAUGCCCCGGCCAUGAAGGGUUAUCAGGUGAGUCGCAGUCUAUCGCAACACUCCUCCGGGCCUUGCUACUGCAUGCCUGAGGACUGCGACACUGCGCGGGACUACAUGCACCACCCCGACCACUACCAGGGGCACAAUGACCACCCCUACUACCCGCCUGGUGGGCCCCCUGAACACCUGGCCAUGGUCCCAUCUGGUGGAGGCACCUUCCCUCGCUCACACCCCAGUCAGCCGCAGCCCUACGACUCCUCGUGUGAAGAGUGUUUAUCCUCGGCAGGGCAUGGCCACGGGGGAAAGAUGCACCGUAUCCCGCCCAACCUUCUGGAUCAGUUCGAGAAACAGGUGCCCUUCCACCCCGAUGGCUUCCAUACCCUGCAGUACCAACGUACAGCCAGUGGGGAGCAACGCAGCGAGAGUCCGAGUCGCAUACGGCAUCUGGUGAACUCAGUUCAGCGUCUUUUCGCCAAGUCUCAUUCUCUGGAGACGCCCUCUAAACGGGAGUUUAACGGCACCCGUGGGGGAGAGUAUCGGGACAGGGAUAGGGGGCACCGCAGCGGUGGCGAGGAGAGUGGCGGACAUCAUUAUUCGGGAACACACCAGUCUCGCUCUGCCCGCCGCAACAAGAGCCGAGAACGAAGCAAGAGCGGAGACUCCCGCCACGAGUCUCGAAGCUCCCGCCACCGCAGCAAAACGGCUGGCUGGUGGAGCUCCGAUGACAACCUGGACAGCGACAGCAGCUUUCUGGUGGGUGCGGGCAGGGGUGGCCGGGGGUAUCCCACUGGACACGAGACUCUGGAUGCUGCCAUCCAGGAGCUUACCUUGAGGAAAGCUAAGGGUCCACCUCCAGGAGAGUGCCUGGCUUGCACCAACAUAGCCAUGGCAGGGGACAGCGGACACUCUCUGAAGAGGAGCACAUGGUCAGCCAUGACGGUCAGUCAGGCUAGAGAGGUCUAUCCAACUCCCCGUGGAGGUGGAGGUGGAGGUGGAGGAGGAGCGGGAAGGGGUGGAGGAGGAUAUGACAAGGCAUUGGUUCCCCUGGAUCCCAAAAUGAAGGAACGAUCACUCCACUAUCUGCAGGUGCCCUCAGAUGACUGGUGUGGUGGCGGUCCAUCCGACAGUGGUGGGGAGAUCCCCUGCAGACGUAUGCGCAGUGGCAGCUACAUCAAGGCCAUGGGGGACGACGACAGCGCUGACUCAGACACCAGCCCCAAAGCCUCACCCAAAUCAGCCCUCAUCGCCCAGAGAGAAGCCUUCCGCCGGUCUGUCAGCAUGGACCAGCGCUCCUCCACCACAUCCAAGUACUCGUGUAAACAAUGUACAGACGUCUACCCGAACAGCCGCACCACGCCUAAGGGCCACGCUCGCUCCCGCAGCUACACACGCUCUCUGACCAGCGCUCAGCUGAGCGACUCUCUGAACCUGUUUGGAGAGAUGGAAUCACAGGCCGUUGAGGCACUGGAUCUACCCGGAUGCUUCCGCACCCGCAGUCACAGCUACGUACGGGCCAUCCAAGCCGGCUGCUCCCAGGACGAUGACUGCCUGUCUGUCUUCUCCAUGUCGGGCCCACAGGGGAGCGUGAAGGGCGAAGCAGUGUUCCCAUACAGGAAAGGACCCCCUCCUCUUCCCCCUCGCAUGUCCAAGCCAAUGAUCUCUGUGACCGCUCAAAGCAGCACUGAGUCCACUCAGGACGCUUACUUCCAGAGUACAGGACAGCCUGUUCUGGUCCGGCCCAGACAGCACAGCAACUCAGUGGACCUGACAGAAAGCAGCGGGGGCCGUACCUCAAGAGGUGGGCAUUACCUUGGCGGGAGUACGACGCGGGUCAGACAGAGCAGCAACUCUGCAGAGAGUCUGAACGGCAGGGCCCUUCAGAGCAUCGGCUACCCUGGUGGACCUGGUCCAAUGAAACCGAAACACAGCAGCUCGGCCGAUAACCUGCUGGAGGGGCCCAGGGGAUCCAGGGACCGGGCUGGAGGCAGCCUGGGAAAAUCGUCCUCGCUGCCCCAGAACAGUAUGUCCCUAGCUAAAGCUCUGACUGGAGGAGAGGAGUUCAAACAGGAAGGACGAGGAAGGAAGUGGAGACCCUCUAUCGCAGUGCAGGUGGACAGCUCAGAGACAUUGUCUGACUCAGACCCUGAAGGCAAAGCGCUGAGAGAGGUGCACUCCAUAGGGGUUCAGGUGGAGGAUGACAAGAGACGAGCCCGUUUCAAACGCUCCAAUAGUGUGACAGCGAGUGUCCAGGCUGAUCUUGAGACAGAGGGUUUUGGUGGGCUGACUGUCCCCACUCAAGACAAGGGCCUGCAGUUUGGCUGCUCAUUCCAGCGCCACUCGUCUGAACCGGAAUCAGCCGGUCAGUUUGCAGAGUACCGCACAGUGCACACACAGGGCCAGUGGGCCUACCGUGAGGAUUACCACAGCGGUUACACCACCGAGCCAGGCCCUCCAGAACUGAGGGCCCUGCCCCGCUCUCACUCCCCUCUGCCCCUGGCCCCCGAGCGGGGAGUGGGAGGUUGGAGCGAGGGCCCGCGGAGCCUCCCAGAUUCGGGCCGAGCCUCACCCUGCUUACGGGAUGGAGAGUUCUUCCUCCGGCUCCUGCAGACAGAGGUAGAGAGGAUGGAGGGAUGGUGCCAGAACAUGGAGAGGGAGGCAGAGACGAAUGAACUGCCGGAAGAUGUGCUGGAACUCAUCAGAGGAGCCGUCGGCAGUGCUCAGAUGCUCAUGUCACAAAGAGUCCAGCAGUUCUUCAGGAUGUGCCAACAGAGUGUGGAUCCUUCAUCAUACCCUCAGCCCACCACUCAGGAUCUGGCCAGUUAUUGGGACCUCCUCCAGCUAGCCAUUGAGGACGUCAGAGUGAAGUUUCAGGACCUCCAGCGGCUGAAAGACUCUGGUUGGCGGUUGCCUCCAGAGAAGAAGGAGGACAAGAAGGUUCCACCUCCAUUACCAAAGAAGCCCAUCGGUGGCGUAACGGGCAGCCUGAGAGCCGACAGCACAGCCGAGGCCGGAGGCAUGCUGGUGGUCUCACGUGGACGUAGUGUCCCCGAACGGGAAAAAUCGCUGGACGUGGGUGAACGGCAGAAGCUGGAGACACGGCGCAGGCUGCUCCAGACCAAACGCUCCGCCUCUUUCCGCCAGAAUUCUGCCACGGAGAGCGCUGACAGCAUCGAGAUCUACAUCACAGAGGCUCAGACGAGACUCUGAAUCAGUCAGACCCCUCCAGACCCCCGGAAACAACCACUACGGCUCUUCUCUGGCCCUCUGCACAGAUGUCCAGAGAGCGAGUGCAAUCACUCACUUUAGUGUUGAUAGAGAACUAGAGAUGGCCUACUAGUAUGCUGCUGGCAUUUGGAUGUGAGCUUACACAUUUUCUUUUCUUCUUUUUUUUUGUUGAGCAAGUGUUAUUAUUCUCAGAAAAAGGGCUCAACCAGCACAACCAAGUGUUACAAGAUUGAGACUUUUGUAAGUCCACAAAAUAUAUAAAAAUCUUAGGACUGUUUUAAUGAACCACAGCAACACAUACGGGUGCAAUAUCACAUAUUAAAAGGAUCUUAUCUUGUUAUUUUAAAUAAUAGACAUUGUUUUGAUAUAAUCUUGGCUGUGUAUGUGUUUCUUAAUUGAUUCCACAGUGCGGCGGACGUAGCCCCUUUCACUGUGACACAAGCGCACUCUUGUGGCCAGAGUAGAGCAAUGCACCCUGAUGUAAAUUUGGGCCUGAAACUGAAUGUCUUAGCAGUGCAGUAGUAAAACUCAACAACCUUUGCAGUAAAGAUAAAUGCCUUUUUUAAAGCCAGUUAUCAAAUUGUCACAGGGAUUCGUCUCCUGUAUAGUGCAAUAUCACUUUGCAAUUGUAUUCAGGCUUCUCGUCAGCCCAGUGAGAAGACACACUCCUUAAAAAAAGAUAAACACAACAAAAACAUUCAAGCUCUGAGGCAACAGCCACGCUUCCUGAAACAGGAUGGUCUACAUCAUACUACUCUUCAAAAACAGCAGCGGCUGUCCCAGGGGUGCAGAAGACAAUCCUUAAUUUCACACUUGACCUGCACACUGAUAAAUGAUCAUUCAGAGGGAAGGGGAAGCAUCUUGUUCAUUUCACCCCUCUGCCUUUUUUGUAACAGAUGAAAAAUGUGAAAUCAAUGUAGCUUCUACAUUUUGCCUGAGUGCUUUGAUUUUAUUCAUUUUUUAUUUAUUCUCCUUUUUUUUUUUUUUUUUUUUUUGAGAAAUUAAUCAAAUCACGUUUUCUGAUUAGUUCCAGUUCCAUUUUAUAGUGGUCUGGUUCACAAUUGACCCUUCGCCUGGAGUUUGAUUGACAAGCGAUCUAACCAAUCAUAACGCCGAAUCCGCCAUUUUGUCCGACAAAGCAGUCAGGAGUCAGAAGAUUAACCUCGGUGGACUUGAAUUUGAAAAAUGGUGUGUACUGACGUCUUUCCGCGUUUGAAACAACAUUCCUUCUCAUGUUCAUUCAUGUUUAUUUGAUGCUAUGAAUUAACUAGUAGGAAGAGAUGGUCGGUUCACAAGCCGCUUGAGCUGAGGCGCUAUAGCAAUCUGUCACGACACAAAACGGUUUUUAUUGUUCGAAUUUCUUUAAAAAAUUACACAAUUUGAAAGCUGGGAUUUUGUUUAAUAUCAUAAGUAACCUGCUCUGUCUUAUCUGCCGACGUGUUGUCAGUGUCCUCUUUGCUCCGCGAUGUAUUUUUCACUCUGUGGCGUGACAGCGCCAUGGCUUGUCAGACAAAGCAACAGUAACUAAGGGGGGCGGGUCUUUGCGAAGGGUCAGUUGUCUCAUUUAGGGUACGUUUACACGACAAUGAUGUACUAAAAACGGGAAAAAGUUUUUUUCUUUGUACAUAUGAAAAUGUCAUCAAAACUAUCCCUGUUCACACGGAUGGAUCCGCAAGUGACUAAAAAGCGCUGCAUUACGCAUGCCAGACAAGUAGUUGGCGGUGUCAAUUUGUAAGAAAGACUACGCGCAUGCGCAUUUCUCUUACACUCGCGCCAAACGCGCAUGCCUGACUAAACACGUAAUACGCAUGUGCAUACCGUCAUCGUUUUCACAGAUUCGCGUUUUUGCAUUUUACACAGAGAUGACAACGGUAUCCUUUUCAAAAACUUGCACUUUGAAAUCCGUUUUCAAAAGUUUGCGUUUUCAGGCCACCAAAACGCCGUUAUCGUGUAAAUAAACGACCAAAACACAUAAAAUGUUUUCUGUUUUACGUUGAAAACAGUGUCGUGUAAACAACACCUAAAUUUUUAUUUCUUUUUCAGAAUUAUCUGUUUGGUACCGUAUUUCCUUCUUUAAUUUUGUCUGAGGCUCAAACAAAAUUUAGAUUCUUUUAGAAAUUAAAGUCAGUGUCCACUUUACGCCAAAAGUUUUUUUUUUUAAAAAUGCUGUGUUUAAGUAGUGAAGUUUUGUGUGUUUAUGAAAGAAAGGAAACACUGGUGAAUAUAUAAUAUGAUAGAAAGAAUGGAUUGUUUGUGUGCAUUCAUCUUUUAAUUUGGAUGAAAGCAAACUGGAAACCCGAUCACACAAUCAUUCUUGCCAUUUAUUGUCAUAAAAAGGAAAAAAUGUUGAUUGCAUGAGCAUUUUUUGUUUGUUUGUUUUUGGUAUGUUUAACCAUGGAAUAAGAUGGGAAAUAUUUUAUUGGGAGAUGUAUAUUUUAUAAAGUACAUUUUUAGAUUAGCAGAUGAACAUAUGUUGUCAAAAGUGGUGUUCAAAUAUGUUAUAAAAGUGUCUACAAAUUUACACAUUUGGGUCAUGACAGCUCUGUGGACUUUAAAGAAGACUUUAGGCAACUCACCGUUUCAAACAGAAUCGUGUUGCUUUCCUCUUAUUUCUUUUGUCGGUCUUGAAAUGGACUGGUUAAAGACUUUUGACAAAAGAAGAGACGGUUGACAGCCACUCGCCAUCUUGUCCAUAGGCGAAAGGUAUAAUCUGUUUUCUAUGUCUUGACUAUCUACACGUGCCUAACAGCACUAUGUGUGGCUUUUUUAAAAUCUAACUAUUCAGUAUUAUAUUCAAUACGAAAUAUAUAACUCACACAAUAUGUAUUGUUCUAAUAAUUUGAUUUGUUACACCUCAUCCAGCUAAUAACCACCUCACACUGGAUGUUUCUAUGUAACCUGCAUGCUUUUAUUAAUCCAUGAAAAAAAUGAACAAACUCUUCUAUCAAAACUGUAGAUCUUUAUCCCCUGUCUGGAAAAAAAAGGGCAGGAAUAUUUAUCUAUUUAUUUACAAUAACUACAUACACAUUUCUGUAGCUAAACUUGUUAGAUUUUUUAAAUCAAUUUCGACAGUUAUUUCAGACAUUUGCAGUGUUUUUUUAUUUUUAUUUGUAUUUACUGUUGCCUAUCAUCUCAUUUUUGUUUAUUUAUUUAUAUUUUAUUUAUUUAUUUUAUUGAUACAUUUUUUUUUUAAAACUUCAAAAUGGUUGUAUUUACAGUCAACUUACACGUUUCGAGUCUAAGAUGACAGAAAAGCACAACAGACUAUUUCCUCUUCCACUGUGAAGGACUUCCUGCCUUCUCAAAAGACUGAAAGACUAUGUACGACAUGCCGUUUGGGUUUCCAGUGCGAGAAAUAGGAUGAUCUCUUAUCAGGGCCAUAUGUUUUUGAUAUACCAACGAAACUUAAUUUCAAGCAAGACUGACCACACUUUCCCCCCGCCAAGUCGCUUGCCUUCUCAGGCACUGACAGGAAUCAAUCUGACGCUCAAAUGGACUGCUCAGAAAGACUAUUUUGAUGGCCUUUCUAUUCUCACCAACAUUUUCCAAUGUAAAUGGAUUGAUGGCACCUAAUCAAAUACAAUAUUAAUGGCUGCAUCUCUUGCUGCAUCAUGUAACGCUUCCCAUGUCAACACAUGACCCGAUCGGUAUGUUGAUUGUCGGUUCUUGAGAGACACCCGAUCUGGUGUCUCUUAAUUGGUCAGAAUGGAUGGCUGAAACUCUCUGCCAUUGCUCCUUUAAACUGAAAAACGAGUCUAAAAGGUGUUGGCGAAGCCUCUGUAUAUGCCGUAAACAGAUUUAGCUAGAGUAAGUGAUGAAUAUUUCUUCGUAGCACAGAGGAGCUUGUAGCAGUGUGACGUAGACGUUACGUUGGAUUCUAUACCACAUUACUGAUCACUGGAAAUUACAUGGGUCAUAGACUUACAAACAAUUACUGUGUAAUUACAAAUACCUUCUCAGUUCUGUUGUAUUAUGUACAGUAAAUAUAUCUGUUGCAAUUGAAGUUGUUAUUAUUAAUAUUCAAUGGAUUGUUAUGAUGAUUACUGGUAUUAUUGAUAAUUUCAUAUAUAAUGAAAAAAUGUUAUUGCAGUUAUGACUAUGAGAAAAUCUAUUCUGUAUUGUCCAGGGUGUUCAUGUGUAAAGAGCCACCCGAUUUAGAUCUUAUUCUUUUGUUUGUAAUUGCUGCUAAUGUAGAAAAUAGACAAUAUGAGAUAAAUUUUAAAAAAAAAGAAGAAGAAGAAGAAGAAGCUAAUGUUAGGCCCAUCUCCUCUAGCAUUUGUGUGCAAGAUAUCACAUGACAGAAAACCUCAAAUGAACAUGCAGAUCUGAAGACUAAGAAUACUUUCCCUCUCUAAAUGGAAAAAGAAUACAUGUUUGGGCAGUUUAUGAUGUAGCAAAACAAUUAUUUUCUUUUUUAAGUGUUCAUUGGGUUACUCAUAACAGAAAAUUGUGGAGAAUUUGAUUUAACAUUAUCACUAUUUACAGUUGUAUUUUUUUUUAAUCAUUUAUUUGUUUGAUACGGUAAAAUAAGUUGAUUUUGUAUCUAUGCUUUUUACAUUGUUUUACCAAACUGCAAUAGCUUACUGCAACUUCACCUUUUUCAAUAUAUUAUUUCCAGAUUUGAAAUAAAUCUGAAUCUCUUACCGGUUUGUUGAAUUGAAAGGGUGGAGGCCUUAUGAUGAAUAAUGGCACAGCUGAAAAAUUCAUGGAUCAUGUUUAGUCUUUGUUCUCUCUCCACUGAUAUGUACAGCUCAAUGUCUACUAUAGCAUUAAAUCGGAGAGAUGGCACACUGUGAUGUGGUAAACCUAAACAGAAUGUAAUAUUGUCAACGGUUGUUAACAUUUUCUAAAAAUUACUAUAAAGCUAUUUUAGCAAGGUAAAAUAACUGCUGUCCAUUUAUUGUUCUAUUUUCCUCAUAUUUCACAAGAACUUCAGUGCAUUCGGUGUUUUUCUUAAAGAUGUUUACAUAAACUUUUUGAAAAAUCUGUUUAAAAUGUACUCACAUUAGAAGAAGCCUCCGUUAAAGGGUUAGUUCACCCAAAAUUAAUUUUCUGUCAUUAAUUACUUACCCUCAUGUCGUUCCACAUCCGUAAGACCUUUGUUCAUCACAAAUUAAAAUAUUUUUUAAAGCAACGAAAUUACCACAUGGAGCCGGCCAAUAAUGAGUUGGUGUUUUGACGUAGAACAAGGAAGCUCUUAAAUGUGUCUUCAACGUAAACAGCAUAGGAGAAUGACAGGGUAGGGAAGAAAUUGUUGAAUAAAGCUGUUAUUUUUUUGUUUUGUUUUUGAACUAACCCCUUAAAGGGUUUUUGUCAUUCAUCCUUAACUAGAAAAAAAUGUUCUGAAAGUGACUCCAAUUAUAUUGUUCCUGUGUUGUGAACGUCCAUAUUCUCAUAGAAUUAGUACAAUCAUCAAUAUUUUAAAAAGUUAUAAUCAUUUGUGUGAACUGUCCUUUAAUGGACAAGUCUGCUUUUGAACGAGUCAUAAACCGCUUUGUUCAAAACACCAUUCAUUCACCGCCACUAAGCUCAAUUUUUAAGCUUGAUUUUUUUUUCCAUCACGUUUAGAACCACGUUGGUGGAACAAAAAGAGACGAAGUAACUGGCAAGAUUGCGUUAAAAUGCAAUUUACUCAAUAUUAACUUGCUAAUAUUGAGUUCUUGAAUAAAACCCCAUAACUUGUCGUUAUGCUGUCCUUGGUUUUAAUAUCAGCAUAUUCUUGUGACAUUUGGAACAGCAGUCUUUUUAGUUGUGUGAUAUUGCACCCAAAAUGACAAUUCUGUCAUUUACUAAAUUAAACCUGUUAAUCUUAUAAAGCGAUCCUGUCUCUUCAUAAGUCUAUUCACAUAUUUCAUACAAGUAAUUUUACGUCAUCUCUUUGCACUUUUGAAAUUUUGGUUGCAUGGACUUUCAAUGGAUGGAAAAUUAAAUUAAAAACUUUUUGCGGUAAAAAAAAAAAAAAAGUAUAAAAACUUUUAAUUUUUGGGUAAACUAUCCCUUUAAAUAUUUGUCAAAGAUCAGUGGGUGGUGCAAACUAUGACAAAUUAAGGAAUAAGAAAAAAAAGAAUGCAGGCAUAUUGUACAAAGUAGGAAAUAAAAACUUUAAUGGAUCAAUCAUUGAUACAAAUACAAACCAAAAACAAAAGAAACCAACUUAAAAGUAAUUUCCAGUCCCCUUCCUAGACAUAACCGUAUCAGAAUGUGCUAAGGUGAGAAGACAGAAUAAUGGGACAUUGCCUUUUGGUCCUUGUUAUAACUGUGUGCUGUUUACUACCAUGGCUUUUACUCUAGGAUGUGCAGACUGACGUACAGAAACAAAUGUAGAUGUGUAGGGGACUUCUGGGUAAAAUUUGUAGAUAUGAGACACAGAUCUAAUUAAAAAAAACAACAUAAAUACAAAUGACCAGGCCAAAACAUUGUCAGAGACCACAGCAUUAUUCCUGGGUCUCCAUGCUUUCAUCUUCCCCUUCUCCACCUUCCUCCAA